CUUCGUUAUUAACUUAGUUCAGAUCUUGUCUUGUUCAUUCCUACUUAGUUCUUUCCACCCUGCAUGAGUCUGUUCAGUGUCUGCUGUGCAGCCAAGAGCUACUGUAGAGCCCAGCAGCGACAGAUGCUAAAGCAGUUUUACUCGUCAACAGCAGUAUGGAACGAAGGUCUAACAGCCAGGCGGCAUAGGAAAAGUAACAAACUCUCCUCUCUACAACCCACACAAUUUGUUCGCGAGGAAGUCCCUCACAAUGACAUGAAGGAUGGACUACCUGAACAAGGCAGGGCUACUGGCUUUCGUCGCAGAUCUGGACCCUCGAAUAGGCGAGACUGGAUGAGAAGGAGCGGGAGAUGGGGAGAUGAAUUGGAAAACACCAAUGCCGAUUCUUCGCUCAUACAACAAGUAAAGAGUAAAAUUUCCGAGACCGGAGAGGUCUACAGUAACCGCAGCGCGGAAGCUCUGUCACGAAGCUCUCAAACAUAUAAAAAGUAUGACAGCUCACAGACCAAGGACCUGAACUCGUCUUUAGAGGCUUCACCCAACAAUGAGCCGUCUUCAUCGCCAAAUACCUAUCUUCCCCCCAUUAAAGCAUUCUUCGAACCUCCUCCUGACCUCGCCGGCCGCCAAACAGCUUCCGUGAAGCUCGAACACAAGACUAUCCCAGAAACGAGCGUAUAUACUAAAUUCACUUCUCCUCCACUUUUGCAAGGUCUACACUCUUGCCUCCUUGAUCUCAUUGGACCUCAUGCCACCCCUACCCAAAUUCAAGCGCUCAGCAUGAAGCAAAUUUUGCCCCAUUCUGACCGUUCCUCGCUAAAAUACCCUGGCUCCGAACCUCAGUGGAAACAAUGGCUUCUAGCUUCUGAGACGGGAUCAGGGAAAUCCAUCGCCUAUCUCUUGCCUCUUCUGCAGUCACUUAAGUUGACCGAGCUGAAUGCGUCUUCCUCCCGUACUCGAGCCAAUGAUAAGAAAGAAGUCAACCCUCGUGCCCUCAUACUCGCUCCAACACAUGAACUAGCACGUCAGUUAUCUAUGUUUGCAAAAGCCUUACAGCACGAAAUCAAAAUGCGCAUUAUGUGUGCCAGCCGCGCCAACACAGCGUCGUCCGGGCAAGAGAAAUUUUCACGAAGUCAUGCUCGCGAAAGGGGACUCAGAGCCAGCGAAAUGUCCUCUAUGGAUCUUUCUGGAUCAGAUUCGGGCGAGUUCGAACUAUCUCGCAAUUAUCAUCCAGUGGACGUUUUGGUCGGUACUCCGAUGAAGCUGCUGGAAAUGGUCAGAGGCAGAGGAUGGGAGAAAGAUGAAGAUGGACCCGGUCUUGCACCAGCUUCAGAUGAAGUUGAGGACGAGAACAGGAAACUGAGAAGAGGUCGUGACAAGAUUCCUGGAGUGUCCAACAAGGCUAAAAAUGAGGGUUUCAUAGGGCUCGAGCAUAUUGAAUGGGUCAUCGUAGAUGAAGCCGACGUGUUAUUCGACCCCGAUUUUCAAGAAACCACACGCAUGCUCCUCUCCGAUAUAUCUGUCGCCAGGAGUUCCUCUUCCUCUUUUAACAACAUAUCUUCAUCAGAUUGCUCAGCAUCCACAACUCAUCCAUUCAACCUCAUCUUUACGAGUGCUACCAUCCCCACCUCCCUUCACAACUACAUCGCUCAGAACCACCCUGACAUGCAACGUCUCGUUUCUCCAGGGGUGCAUAAAUUACCGAAGGACCUCAAGGUGGAGUAUGUGGACUGGACCGGUGGAAAUCGGAUGGCUGACAUUGAGAAACGGAUUCGCCAAGUUUGGGCCGAAGAUUCUUCAACCAUCCCAAAAGGCAACCUAUCACAGGUUCUCAUAUUUUGCAACAAGUCAAACAAAGUCCAAGUUCUUGGAGAGUACUUGGAAUCUAAAAAAAUUAAGACUGUCUCCGUAACGAGCACGAGUGGAACCAGGGCUAGAGGGUCAAAUAGGCAUCUUAGCGGGUUCUUGAAGACAUUGCCGGGGAAAGGGCCUGAAGUAGAGCAAAUAGAAAAGAGAGAAAUCAUUUGGGACAACGAAGAGGCGGAUCAGCAUCAAACCGCGAGCUCUACUUCCUCCGGUCCCGCAGUAUCUGGACCUCGAGUACUCAAACCGACAACUACCUCCGUUGGCUAUCCUCCUAUGCCUUUGUCACAAUUUAAAGAGCAGACUCCCCGAGUCAUGAUAACAACUUCUCUUCUUUCUCGCGGCCUUGACUUCUCCCCGACCAUCAAGCACGUUUUUAUCGUAGACGAGCCCAGGAAUGUUCUGGAUUUCCUCCACCGAGCAGGAAGGAGCGGGAGAGCGGGACAUAAAGGCAGAGUGGUUGUAUUUGGCAAGUUUCCGGAUUCCGGCAGGGGUGCUGGAAGGAGUCGGGAAGUGAAGAAACGAGUUGGGGAACUGAUUUCUCGUCGGAGGUAGGACAGAUUCGAUAGAUCUAUGAACCCAUAGUCGUCGUUAACCAGUAUUCUUAUAUGCUCUCAACCGUGUAGACCUACCGCACCUUAGAAGUCACACCUCACUUACCGACUACAACUGUUACGGGACCCGUCCACGUUCGUUUGACACAAGUUGUUCAGCUAGUCAACUAUGAAUCGACGCCGAAUUUUCGUCUCCUGGAUACAAUCAUUCAAACAAAACGCAUAAGCUGGUAGAUGUAUACGCGUUCUUUCGGUCAGUCCUUGUGAUUGAAGUCUGGACGUCGUUGUAUGUGCCUUGGCAACAACAACAGAAACAUCAUGGUUGUGCAUCAAAGUUGUCGUUGCACAAUAAUUCCAAUGUACAGGAUGUCAGUAUGGCAAUUCAAUCCAGCGUUUCCGGACAGCCCUGUCCCAAUAGAUGUCAGGUUACUCCAGAAACCAUCAUUUCAGUGAUAGUUUGCGUGAAGCCUCUAC
This is a messenger RNA of Marasmius oreades (fairy-ring Marasmius), 2888 nucleotides long. RefSeq lists its product as uncharacterized. The transcript is spliced from 4 exons. Gene Ontology annotation, molecular function: ATP binding; nucleic acid binding. NCBI's taxonomy places the organism in Eukaryota, Fungi, Basidiomycota, Agaricomycetes, Agaricales, Marasmiaceae. The record is from RefSeq and is a predicted model, not a curated record. Bases 64 to 2415 code for a protein of 783 amino acids.